CCCUAUAGAUCGCAGCAGAUGAGGCUGCUGGCUGAUCCCAGGCCUGCUCCACUACAUGCAUGCAAGCGGACGUGCGUCGCAUAGUGGAGACGCCGCUGCUCACAUGCACCGACAGAUUCGUCCUGACGCUCCCACCUCUGCGCGCCUCCGACCUCCGCUCCAGCUUUCGCAAACCGCAUCGCGUUUUAGCGGCGCCUUAACGAUUCCGUGGAUGCGUAAUUAUUGCGCCAUGCUGCCGCACAGCACCGUCUGCCGCUUUGUUCCUCAACGCGAACGGGAGACCUCCGCCAUCGGUGCAAAGUGAGAUGUGCUUUCCGAGCCGCCCGUCUGCUGAACGGAUGCCUUCCGACAUGGUGAAUAAAGCCGAGCCGCCCUGCCUCGAUUCAGCGGAGAUCAGGAGAACAGACAGACGCGCUUUUUGCACCGGACACUUGUGAGAUGAAGGACAAGAAGAAAAAACGAGAUCUGAAAUGAUUUUUGUUUGCUUUUGGAGGGGAUUACAGCACAUCGGGAUGGAGUAGGGUGGCUUUUUUUGUUGUUGUUUUUGUUUUCUGUUACAGGGGCGGCGGAUCGUGUUGAUUUUCCAUUCAGACCUGGCAGGAUACUAGCGCCCGUCGAUGAAUUGAUGUGGGAAUACGCGCUCCCUCGGCUGCAUAGAUGGCGAACACAAGCGAGUUUGGGGAGAGCAGCGCGUCCUUACAGAACUACGCGUCCACGGCCUCUGCGGUCAAGCUGGCCUCCCUGGGUCUGAUCAUGGGCAUCAGCCUGCUGGGCAACGCGUGUCUGUCGCUGCUGCUGCUGAAGGACAGCUCCCUGCACAAGGCUCCCUACUAUUUCCUGCUGGACCUGUGCCUGGCGGACGUGGUGCGCUCCGCCGUCUGCUUCCCCUUCGUGAUGGCAUCGAUCGGCGGCGGCUCGUCGUGGCCGUACAGCGCGCUCAGCUGCAAGAUCGUCGCCUUCAUGUCGGUGCUCUUUUGCUUCCACGUCGCCUUCCUGCUCUUCUGCGUCAGCGUCACCCGGUACAUGGCGAUCGCCCACCACCGCUUCUACUCCAAGCGGAUGAAUCUGUGUACGUGCGUGGCGGUGAUCUGCAUGGUGUGGACGCUCUCCGUGGCCAUGGCGUUCCCGCCGGUGUUCGACGUGGGCACCUACAAGUUCAUCCGUGAGGAGGAGCAGUGCAUCUUCGAGCACCGCUACGUGAAGGCGAACGACACGCUGGGCUUCAUGCUCAUGCUGGCCGUGAUCGUGGGCACGACGCAUGUGGUUUACAUCAAGAUGCUUUGCUUCGUCUACGACCACCGCAAGAUGAAGCCGGCCCAGCUGGUCCCGGCCAUCAGCCAGAACUGGACCUUCCACGGCCCCGGGGCCACCGGGCAGGCCGCCGCCAACUGGAUCGCCGGCUUCGGACGCGGACCGACGCCGCCGACGCUGGUGGGCAUCCGGCAGGCUUCUCACCCCGGCAACAGGAGGCUGCUGGUGCUGGACGAGUUUAAGAUGGAGAAGCGCAUCGGGAAGAUGUACUACAUGAUCACGCUGACCUUCCUCAUCCUGUGGGCUCCGUACAUCAGCGCCUGCUAUCUGAGGAUAUUCGUGCGCGGCUCCCCGGUGCCGCAGCUCUACCUGACCUCCGCGGUGUGGAUGAGCUUCGCCCAGGCUGGAGCGAACCCCAUCAUCAGCUUCCUGUUCAACAAGGAGCUCCGCAUGAGACUGAGAGCCUGUUUCCCCUGCUGCCUGGGAACACAGACUCCCAUGGAGCCAUACUGUGUCAUCUGAACCGCAGUGGCCCUGAAAAAUACUGCCAAAGACUAAUUUACAUCUUAAUCCAGAAUGUACACAGAGAGCUCCCAUACAUGUUUGUACAGAGGGGUUGUUGUGCCAUAAAGGGAUCAUCUGUCAAAAGGGGAUUGCAGUCUGUUGGAGCAGAUAUCAUUUGGUCACCAAUCCAGUUGUUUUUACUAGAUGAAAUAUCACAAAACAGACUUAUUUCACUCCAAUAAUGCAGUUUUACUGUUGCCAAUUUGUGAGUGUCGCCCCAACAUUUGACAGAUCUCGUUCCUGAGGCUACAUUUUAGGGAUGAAAGCUGAAAAGAUCAUUGCAAAAAAGACCAUUUCUUCAUUUCUUAUAUUAAAAAGCAUCAAGAAAUCAAGUUAGCUGCAGUCUGAAAAUGACGCACCAUGGACUAAACAUUGGGGGGAAAACUCUAUAGUAUUGCACAGAACACAUCCUAAAUGAGGUCUGAUUUCAAUGUAAACUUUAAAAAAGCUUCACAAAAGACAAGACUUUUGCUUUGGUCACAGACAGAAAAUUGGGUAUCUGAAUGUUAUGAAUCAGAAUUAAGAGUCAAAGUGUGCCAAGUUCUACAGUGAAGUCCAACAUUUAUUGUGGAAAAUUUCCAGUGAGUUAAAUGAGUAAGACUUGAUUCAUAUAAAAGCAGCGGUCUACUUACAGAAAACUGCACAAAACAGCUUCAUCUUGAAUCAGUUUUUGGCAGACGAUUGCUUUUUGGCACAACGGGUGGACCAACCUCAGUUUACUUGCAUUUUUAUUUGUGGCAAAAGAUUCAACCACAGCUUUUACUGUGAUGUAAAUUCAUGUUUUUAUCAUCUGAAUCAGAAGCUAUGAGGCAUAUCAUGGUAGGCAAUGAAGCAUAAAGUGAUAUUUUCAUAAAAAUGUCAUAUUUGAGGUUUUCUGCCACACCAGCAAGGCAUCAGGACCAAGACACCUUUUAAUUUCUGCCUCUGCAUGUACUUCAGAUGGCGUUCAUUCCAAUUAUAGGUCAUAGCACAUGUUAUGUCCUACCUUUGGAGACUUUAUACGCCCCAAUCUAAGCCUCAUGACUAUUUCAUCCUUUUUUAAUGGUCCACUAUACUGUAUUUUACAUGAAUGUCACUUUGGCUAUUUGUUUGUAUAUUUUAAAAUUCUAUUCCAACAUUUGAGGUUGUUUACCCACAGAAACGCUGCAGAACUAUUUUAUCAGCCGACUGGACUUUACCUGUGACAUAUUGAAUCAUUUGGAUACCACAGUUGAGAUACCCAGAUCUCAGUAUAUUUUUAAUGAAGGUAAUGUCACAUUUGUAAAUAUUGUAAAGACUCCCACCUCACCCCCUCCCCCUCUCUGCUUUUUUUAACCAGAUAUGUUGUAUAUUUCAUAAUCUCUUUAGAAUUCUACGUGUUGGACAAAGUGUUAAAACUCACUUUCAAAGUAUUUUGCAAAAAAAUUCUUAUUCUUGUUCAUGGGUUGUGUUGAGAAAUGGGCGGAGUCACAUUCCCUGCAGGGUACAUUGCAGAUGGCACUCUUUUUCUUGGGAUGUGGACGCUGGGACUCUAAAAAUUGUGAACAAUUUGGUGCUUUGGAAAAGGAUGUUUGCAUUGUUUGUAUUUCUUAGCAAAUAAAUAAGAAAUGGAUGAUAAGUUGUUUGGACUCUAUCAUCUGUUUUUAACAAGA
This is a messenger RNA of Acanthochromis polyacanthus (spiny chromis), 3446 nucleotides long. It is a transcript of the gene gpr27, whose product is annotated as G protein-coupled receptor 27. Gene Ontology annotation, biological process: G protein-coupled receptor signaling pathway. Gene Ontology annotation, cellular component: plasma membrane. NCBI's taxonomy places the organism in Eukaryota, Metazoa, Chordata, Actinopteri, Pomacentridae. The record is from RefSeq and is a predicted model, not a curated record. Bases 658 to 1773 code for a protein of 371 amino acids. Gene Ontology annotation, molecular function: G protein-coupled receptor activity. The transcript has a single exon.